Molecule: messenger RNA, 963 nt
Organism: Camellia sinensis
Lineage: Eukaryota; Viridiplantae; Streptophyta; Magnoliopsida; Ericales; Theaceae
Source: RefSeq, a predicted model, not a curated record
AUGAGAAAUUUUGGAUUUUGUGACAAAUGGAUUAGGUGGAUGAAAGCUUGUAUUUCUCUAACUUCGGUGUCAGUUCUUGUUAAUGGUGCACCUACAGAGGAGUUCCAGCCACAAAAGGGGUUAAGGCAAGGGGAUCCUUUUCUUCCAUUCUUGUUCAUUAUUGCUGCAGAAGGGCUUAACCUGUUACUAGCUAGAGCUAAAGUACAUGGAUUAUUUAGGGGUGCUAUUAUUUGUUCCAAUGAUGUGAGUGUCUCACAUCUUCAAUUUGCUGAUGAUACUAUUAUAUUCUGUAAAGGGGAUAAUGAGGAUAUUUUGAACAUUAAGAGGGUGUUGAGAUGGGCCAAUCCUAGGAAACAGAGUACUUGGAACCCAGUUGUGCAGAAGGUGAAGAAAAAGCUGUCCUCUUGGAAGAGGAAGCUACUAUCAUAUGUUGGGAGGUUAACUGUGAUCAAGGCAGUCCUUGGUAAUUUGCCAAUCUAUUUUCUUUCUCUCUUUAGAAUGCCUAAGAGUGUUGUUAAAGCCUUAGACAAGUUGCAGUCAUCCUUUUUGUGGGGAGGGAAUGUUAAUAAAAGGAAAAUGCACUUGGUCAAAUGGAAGGAGAUCACAAAAAGUAAAAGUCAAGGAGGUUUGGGUGUGAGAGAUUUAGGUGAGGUGAAUGAAUGCUUGUUAUUAAAGUGGUGGCGAAGAAUUAAGGUUGGGAAUGGAGGGAGAAUUAGGUUCUGGCAGGAUAAAUGGCUUAACAAUAGAGACUUACAGGUUCAAUUCCCUAGACUCUAUAGUUUAUCCACUGAGAAAGAGGAGACCCUUCAGCAAAUUAGUGCUAAGAAGAAUAAUCUGGGGCUAUGGCAGCUUAAAUUUAGAAGACAGUUAUUUGUAUGGGAAAUUGAGGAGCUACAGAUACUGAUGGAUCUGUUGGAAACAUCUACAUUGGUGACGUCUGAUAAUGUUGAUUCUUGUUCUUAG